This is a messenger RNA of Verticillium alfalfae VaMs.102, 2109 nucleotides long. RefSeq lists its product as hypothetical. Gene Ontology annotation, cellular component: endoplasmic reticulum. NCBI's taxonomy places the organism in Eukaryota, Fungi, Ascomycota, Sordariomycetes, Glomerellales, Plectosphaerellaceae. The transcript has 4 exons. Gene Ontology annotation, molecular function: protein disulfide isomerase activity. The coding region runs from base 1 to 2109 and encodes 702 amino acids. The record is from RefSeq and is a predicted model, not a curated record.
AUGAAGCUCUCCACAGUCCUCGUGCUCGCCACGAGUACCCUCGCCCUCGCCGUCAAGAAGACGAAAAAACUCAAGAAUGAAGAUCCAAACACCUACUUCAACUCGGUCAAGGUCCCUCCCAUGCUCGAGUUGACACCCGACAACUUCGACAAGGAGAUCAAUGCGACCAAGCUCGUUGUCGUCAAGCAUUACAGUCCCUACUGCCCGCACUGCAUCGACUAUGCCCCGACCUACCAAACGCUCUACGAGUACUACUACACCUCCAAGCCCGUCACCCCCGAAGAUGUCUCCUUCAUGGAGUUCUACGACAUUCGAUUCGCCACCAUCAACUGCGUUGCCUUUUUCGACCUCUGUGCCUCCCUCAAGGUUCAGUCUUACCCGAGCACCAUUCUGUACAAAGACGGCCAAGCUGCCGAGAUUGUCAAGGGCGUCAAGGGGCUCGACGUCCUGACCACGGCUUUUGAGCCCUUCCUCGAGGCCGCCAAGCCCGGAACCCGUCCCAAGGAGCUCAACCUGCCCAAAACCGGCGACAAGCAGACGCCCGACUUCAGCCCCGCCGCCGCCAUCACCUCUGACACCAAGACCGACGCCGCUGGCGGGGCCAAGACUGAUGACCUUCCCAAGGCGGCCCCUGAGGAGGGCAAGGACAAGAGCAGUGCGACGCCCGACAAGACGACUCCUGAGAAAACUGUCCCGAGCCCUAAGAAGACGAUUCCCGAAGCGCCUCCCAAACCCACCGAAACAUUCAACCCUGAUGGCGUGUCGGUGGCCCUGACGGCUGAGAAGUACGAGACCCUCGUUACAGGGUCCAAGCAGCCAUGGUUCAUCAAGUUCUACGCCCCUUGGUGCCACCACUGCCAGGCCCUCGCGCCCACCUGGGCCCAGCUCGGCAAGGAGAUGAAGGACAAGCUCAACAUUGGCGAGGUCAACUGCGACGUCGAGGCCAAGCUCUGCAAGCAAGUCGGCGUCCGCGCCUUUCCCACGCUUCUCUUCAUCAAAGGCACGGAGCGCGCCGAAUACGAGGGUCUUCGUGGCCUCGGUGAUCUCAAGUCGUACGGCGAGGGUGCCGCGGCUGCGGCCGUCGGAGGAGGUCGUUUUUGUCUACUUCUACGAAAAGCGACGACGAGCGAGGACUUUGCCUCGCUCGAGAAAAUGCCCGUCAACCUUGUCGGCCGCGCCCGCAUCGUCAAGACCCAGGACCCCAAGAUCGCCGAGCGCUACAAGAUUACCACCUUCCCGCGCCUUCUUGUCUCGCGCAGUGGCCGCCCGACAUAUUACAACCCGCUGACGCCUCGUGAGAUGCGUGACGUCGAGGGCAUCCUCGCCUGGAUGCGCUCCGUCUGGCUGCCCAUGGUCCCCGAGCUGGUGGCCACCAACUCGCGCGAGAUCAUGGAUGGCAAGAUUGUCGUUCUCGCCAUCAUCAACCGCAACGACGCCGAGACGCUGACGGACGCCAAACGCGAGCUCAACAAGGCCGCCAACGACUGGAUGGACAAGCAGAUUGUUCUCUUCCAGAAGGAGCGCCAGGAACUCCGCGACGCCAAGCAGCUCAAGAUCGACGAGGCCGAGGACCGCGGCGACGAGCGCGCCAAGGACAACGCCAAGCUUAUCCGCGUCGACAUGUCCAAGAGCCCCCGUAAGGAGGUUGCUUUUGCCUGGAUCGACGGCGUCUUUUGGCAGCGGUGGAUCAAGACGACAUACGGCAUCGACGUGAGCACCGGUGGCAACCGAGUCAUCAUCAAUGACGAGGACCGCCAUCGCUACUGGGAUGUGACCGACACCAACACCAACAUUCUCCUUUCCCACACAUCCAUCCUCGACAUGCUUCCCAAGGUGACGGCCUCGCCGCCCGAGAUCCGCGCCAAGACGACCCUCUCCUUCAUCUCCAAGCUCUUCUUCGAUUUCCGCAUGUCGUUUGUCGACCACCCCUUCCUGUCCGUUGGCGCUGUCCUCGCCGUCAUGUUCGCCGGCGCCGGAUGGGUGCGCAACCGCAUGCGCCGUCACCGCGGCGGUCACUUUGUGCGUCUGGACGACAGCUGGAGCACCAAGGAGCUCAUGAAGGAGGGUCUCAUCGGUGGGGGGCCCAGCGGCAACGGAAAGGUCGACUAA